AUGAAGCUGAAUAACUCUGUCCCAGCCACUGGCUUCCACAAAUUCAUUGAAGUGGACAAUGAACACAAACUUCAUACAUUUUAUGAGAAGCAUAUGGCCCCAGACGUUGCUGAUGUCACCCUGGGUGAAGAGUGGAAGGGUUAUGUUGUCAGAAUCAGUGGUGGAAAUGGCAAACAAGGUUUCCUCCUGAAACAGGGUGUCUUGACCCAUGGCCAUGUCUCCCUCUUACUGAGUAAGGGGCAUUCCUGUUAUAGACCACGGAGAACUGGAGAAAGAAAGUGCAAAUCUGUUUGGGUUUGCAUUGUGGAUGCCAAUCUGAGAGUUCUCAACCUGGUUAUUGUAAAAAAAGUAGAGAAGGAUAUUCCCAGACUGACUGAUACUACUGUGCCUCAUCACCUGGGGCCUGAAAGAGCUAGCAGAAUCCACAAACUUUUCAGUCUUUCUAAAGAAGAUGAUGUCCACCAGUAUGUUGUAAGAAAGCCCCUGAACAAAGAAGGUAAGAAACCCAGAACCAAAGCACCCAAGAGUCAGCAUCUUGUUACUUCAUGUGCCCUGCAGCAUAAAUGUCAGCAUGUUGCCCUGAAGAAACAGUGUUCUAAGAAAAAUAAGGAAAAGGCCACAGAAUAUGCUAAACUCUUGGCCAAGAGAAUGAAGGCAGCCAAAGAAAAAUGCCAGGAACAGAUUGCCAAGUGA
Choloepus didactylus (southern two-toed sloth) is the source of this 693-nucleotide messenger RNA. RefSeq names its product 40S ribosomal protein S6-like. The coding region runs from base 1 to 693 and encodes 230 amino acids. Gene Ontology annotation, biological process: translation. Gene Ontology annotation, molecular function: structural constituent of ribosome. The transcript has a single exon. Gene Ontology annotation, cellular component: ribosome. Lineage: Eukaryota; Metazoa; Chordata; Mammalia; Pilosa; Megalonychidae. The record is from RefSeq and is a predicted model, not a curated record.